Molecule: messenger RNA, 5073 nt
Organism: Alligator mississippiensis (American alligator)
Lineage: Eukaryota; Metazoa; Chordata; Crocodylia; Alligatoridae
Gene: NACC1
Product: nucleus accumbens associated 1
Exons: 6
Coding region: 158-1726 (522 amino acids)
Biological process (GO): regulation of transcription by RNA polymerase II
Molecular function (GO): protein binding; DNA-binding transcription factor activity, RNA polymerase II-specific; RNA polymerase II cis-regulatory region sequence-specific DNA binding
Source: RefSeq, a predicted model, not a curated record
GUCUCGGCGCGCGGCUGCGCGGCCUGGGCCGACAAUGAAUGGCUGCCGGGACUCGUGAGCGGCAGAGGCCGAGGCCGGCGCCGCCGCUCCCCCCCCGCACAGCUGCUGCCCCACCACCACUACCCCCUGACCCCCGCCCAGGCCCCCGGCACCGACGAUGGCCCAGACGCUGCAGAUGGAGAUCCCCAACUUCGGGAACAGCAUCCUGGAGUGCCUGAAUGAGCAGCGCCUGCAGGGCCUUUACUGCGAUGUGUCAGUGGUGGUGAAAGGCCAUGCCUUCAAGGCUCACCGCGCUGUCCUGGCUGCCAGCAGCUCCUACUUCCGGGACCUUUUCAACAGCAGCAAGAGUGCCGUAGUGGAGCUGCCAGCCGCCGUCCAGCCCCAGUCCUUCCAGCAGAUCCUCAGCUUCUGCUACACAGGCCGCCUCAGCAUGAAUGUAGGUGACCAGUUCCUGCUCAUGUACACAGCUGGCUUCCUCCAGAUCCAGGAGAUCAUGGAGAAGGGGACUGAGUUCUUCCUCAAGGUCAGCUCACCCAGCUGCGACUCCCAGGGCUUGCACCCUGAAGAGGCGCCCUCCUCAGAGCCCCAGAGCCCCGUGGCCCAGAAUUCGGCCUGGCCUUCCUGCAGCACCCCCCUGCCCCUGGUAUCCCGGGUCAAGACGGAGCAGCAGGAUUCCGACUCGGUGCAGUGCACCUUCGUGGUUAAGCGGCUGUGGGACAGCGGCCAGAAGGAGGGCAGCGGCGGCGGUGGAGGAGGAGGAGGAGGAGGGGGCAAUGGCAGUCGCAAAAUGGCCAAAUUCUCAGCACCGGACACGGGCAGCGGGCGCCAGCCCCCAGCUCAGGCUCAGCCCCAGCCUCAGCCCCAGGCUCCAGCUCCGGGGGCUCCCGUGGGUGCUGGGCCCAGCGCAGCGGCUGACCAGACCAGCCCCGGCACAUCAAGCGCCUACACGAGUGACAGCCCUGGCUCCUUCCACAAUGAGGAGGAUGAGGAGGAGGAUGGUGCCGAGGAAGGCUCUGAUGAGCAGUACCGCCAAAUCUGCAAUAUGUACACCAUGUACAGCAUGAUGAACGUGGGCCAGGCAGCGGCGGAGAAGGUGGAGGCGCUGCCUGACCAAGUGGCCUCAGAAUCACGGAACCGGAUGCGGGUACGGCAGGACCUGGCGUCGCUGCCGGCUGAGCUCAUCAACCAGAUUGGUAACCGCUGCCACCCCAAGCUCUACGAUGAGGGGGACCCAGCCGAGAAGCUGGAGCUUGUCACUGGCACGAACGUCUACAUUACGCGGGCGCAGCUGAUGAACUGUCACGUCAGUGCCGGGACGCGGCACAAAGUGCUUCUCAGGCGACUGCUUGCAUCCUUCUUCGACCGGAACACACUGGCUAACAGCUGUGGAACUGGCAUCCGCUCCUCCACCAAUGACCCCAGCCGGAAGCCACUGGACAGCCGGGUCCUGCACGCUGUGAAGUUUUACUGCCAGAACUUCGCACCCAACUUCAAGGAAAGUGAGAUGAAUGCCAUCGCAGCCGACAUGUGCACCAAUGCCCGGCGUGUUGUGCGCAAGAGCUGGAUCCCCAAGCUCAAGCUGCUCAUGGCCGAGGGUGACACCUACACCACCUUCAUCAAUGACACGGGCAAGAUGGAACCCGACAUUGUGGGCAUGGAGCACAGCUUUGAGGGCGCUGGCCAUGAGGCUGACCCUGCAGGGCCCUCUGCCGAGGGGCUGCCCUAGCCCUGCCCCUGGCCUUGGCCCUUCCCCUUUAACCUUUUCCGUUCACCCCUUCUGAAUUUAAUUUCUUAGGCCCCUCUCCCUUUCAGAUCUUGACUUUAAUUCUCCCCCUUCCCUGGUUUGCCCCAUGUGGGGUGGCAGGGUGGGAAGGGGGCUGCUGUGGGGGUGUGGAAAAGUGUGCCGUCUCUUUAAAAAGUAGCAUCCUGUUGGGGGGGGGGGUUGUUCUGGUGCAUUGUGAAGGAUGGGGGGGCAUCCCCUCUUCUGUCUUAGGAGUUGACUCCCCUCUUGCCCCUUCCCCUGGGUUCUAGUCUGUGUGAAGCUGGAGAAGCGGGUGCUGCCCUGUAUCAGCGGCAUGGAAACGCCCCCCCAUGAGUCCCUUAACACUACACUCCAGGUGCCAGGCUGCCCCUGGGUGGUGGGGGGCAACAUCCCAGCUACUCUGGGGUGGAGGUUAACCCACCCUGGCUGCCCCUGUGAGGGGGCAGAACUUGCCCUGCCCCCCACUUGGGCUUAUACAUGGGGUCUUCCCCCCACCCCCUGCAGAAGCUGUUCCCUCCCACCCAUGGCUCCUCUCCCCAGCUGACACUGCAACACUAACUCACCCCAUAUGGCUAGGGGAGGUGGGAGUUGGGGUGGAAGAUGUCCUGAUGCCUGGGGGAAAUCCAGUGCUGAGUGCGAAGGGCUGUGGGGGCAUUAGGGGAGCAUGGGCCCCCCGUGUUGGGGGGGUGGGUGGGGAUAUGAUUUAAUGGGAGGAGGAGGGCAGCAACUUGCUAGGUCUUGACUCAUCUCCAUGUUAUAUCCUGGCCUGGGAGCCCAGACUCCUGGGUUCUCCUGGCCCUGGGAAGGGUAUGUGAUUCAAGCUGAUGGGGAAGCCUAGGACCCUGGACUCCUGGGUUCUAUUUCCAGCUCUGAGAGUGAGUGUGCAGCCUAGUGGUUAGUGGUGCAGGGUGGUAAAAGAUCUCCCACUGCCCCCUGCCUGCUGCCUCCCCUUCUCCCUGUGCACCCUCCUCCAGGGAAGCUGUUGUGUUUUUCUUGUGGCUAUUCUGAUGUUGGGUGUUGUCAAGCAUGGGGCAGGCAGGGUAUUGUUCUUCCCCUCAGGCAUGGUGUCCGUCGCCCAUUCCCCUCUUCCCCCCCCCAGGCAAGGAGCCUGCAGAUUUGGGACUGAAAUGGAGAGGUAAAGGCCCAACCUCCCUGCCCCCCACAGAGCUCUGGGACUGAGAGCCUGGACUCCUGGGUUCUCCUAGCUGCUGGAUGUGAAUGUGGUUCAAGCUGAUUUGGGAGGGGGGGUAGCUGGGAGCCUGGACACUUGGGUUUUCCUCCCAGCCCAGGGAGAGAGCCUAGUUCAAGCUGGCAGGGAGAGCUGUGAGCCAGGACACCUGGGUUCUGUUCCCAUCUCUGACAGCAAAGGCAGGAGCAGGAAAGACCUCUUGGUAGGAGGAUUGGGGCUUUUUUUUUUUUUCAACUGUUUUGGGGUUUUUAAUUCACUUUUGCCUGAUUCUGUUGUUUUUCUUUCAAGCAAAGAUGCUGGCGAGGGAGGGGGAGCCCAGCUUUGAAGAGGGCCUGAGAUGGGAUCCAGCUUCCUGCUGGCCCCCAUGGUGAUCAGUGCAGGAUGGGGGCAUUGGGUUCCCCCCUACUGGCUGCCCAGGAAGGUGGGGGUCAGAGGGGUUGAGACAGGUGCAGGGGAGGGGUCUGAGUUCAAAUCCCACCUCCACUGGGAAUUGUAUCUGCCAAAGGAAAUUGCAUCUUCCGCCCCACGCUCUAAUUUCCUAUCCCUCCUCUGCAAAGUGGGGACAGAACCCAGGUUCCCAGCCCCCCCUGCUCUACUACCCCAGCUCCUACUCUUUACAAUUCUUUAGAGUACAGCCAGCUUUCCUGGGCUUAUUUAGUCUGGAGAAGAGUAGACUGAGGGGGAUUUAACAGGAGCCUUCAACUACUUGAAGGGUAGAGUAUGGAGCUGGACUGUUCUCAGUGAUGAUAGAUGACAGAACAAGGAGCAAUGGUCCCAAGUUGCAGCAAGGGAAGUUUAGGUUGGAUAUUAGGAAAGCUCUCUCAUGAGGAGGGUAGUAAAGCACUGGGAAAGGUUACCUGGAGAGGUGGUAGGGUCUCCAUCCUUGGAGGUUUUUAAGACCCAGCUACACAAAGCCUUGGCUGGGAUGAUCUAGUUGGGGAUGGUCCUGCUUUGAGCAGGGGGUUGGACUAGAUGACCUCCUGAGGUCCCUUCCAACCCUCAUUUUCUAUGAUACUUCCCUUCCAGGGCAGGGAUUGAACCCAGGUGUCCAGGCUUUCAGUCUUCCCUUCUCUGCUUCCCACUCAGCCCCCAAUCCUCUCCCAGCACUAGGCAGAGAACCCAAGGUGUCCAUGCUCCCUUGGGCCUUCCCUGCACCCAGGUCUCCUGACUUUUGGUCAAGUGCCUUACCCGCUCUGUGGGAGCUGCCCUUGAUAGUGGCUGCUGCAAAUUGCUGCCUGGGGGGCAGGGAACAAGGGAAUGACCCCUGGCAUGGGGCUAGGGGGUGACACUAGCUGGCCUUGGGGGGAGGAGUUGGGGCGGGGAGGUGCUGAGGCAGCAUCUGCCCUGGUUCUAGACUUGGAGGGAUUUCACAGGGCAGGACCUGCCUGCUCAGGAGCGCCCCAGUUAACUGUCCUGGAGUGAUGCCGUAUUGGAGGAGGCAGGGCUCUGGCCUGAAAGAGGUGGGGCUGUGGCUUGGGGGCGGGGCUCCAGAUUAGCAUCACAGCAGACUCCAGCCCACCUGCCCCCCCCUUCCUCCCAGCUCUAUAGUUGGGCACAGGGAUAGGGGCCUGAUGCCACAUCUUGGAGACUGCCCAGCUCCCCCUACCUUAAUGGGGCACAGGGUGCUAUACCCCUUCCCACACCCCAGCUCCCCCCCCCCAAUUAUUUUUUGGGGGAUUUAUUUCCCCUAUAAAAAGGAGGAGAAAAAAUGUAUUGCCCCCUCACCCCACCCCAGGGUUCCCCUCCAGAGCCACCAACUCAGCAUGGACUUCACCAGGUGCUUUCAAAUGCUGCAAUUUGCUUCUAUACUCUCCAGCCUAGGCUGAGAUACCUCCAGAGAGGACCCCCCCCACCGUGGCUGCAAGCACCCCCCGCUGCCCUCCACCCCAUUCACGCCAGUAUUUGUUCUGUGUUAUAAGUGCCAAGAAGAAUUUCGUGACCCUUCAGCCCCUUCCUAGCCCCCCCCCCCCCCCCCAUGCCCUGGAGAGAGAGAGAGAGAAAAUGACAAAAUAAAAAAAAACAACAACCCCCCCCCCCCUGAGAAUAAAAUUGCACAUGAACUACUGUAAAGAGGAAAGAGGAAUUGAGAAAUGUUAAUAAAACACAGAGGUUUGUAACAAAA